Molecule: messenger RNA, 7218 nt
Organism: Aspergillus lentulus
Lineage: Eukaryota; Fungi; Ascomycota; Eurotiomycetes; Eurotiales; Aspergillaceae
Product: cell wall alpha-1,3-glucan synthase ags1
Biological process (GO): fungal-type cell wall (1->3)-alpha-glucan biosynthetic process
Cellular component (GO): fungal-type cell wall
Molecular function (GO): alpha-1,3-glucan synthase activity; hydrolase activity
Source: RefSeq, a predicted model, not a curated record
AUGUUCACGGAGACGCAGCGCUCAGUCGCUCUCAUCCUGUCAUUGCUGAGCGUCAGUGCACUGUGUUGGCCCUACACCGAGUCGCUCGUUGAUUAUAACUUGAACGAAAACAGAUCGGCGGAAUCGCCGAUUGACUACUGGGGAGAAUGGCCAAAUCAUAAAUACCACCCUUCGCCGGACAACUGGCGUUUCCCCGUCUACACGAUCUUUCUGGACCGAAUCGCGAACGGUGAUCCAACAAAUGACGACAUCAACGGUACCGCUUUUGAGCAUGUACUGAACUCCAACCAGAUGCGUCAUGGAGGGGAUCUGGUCGGGUUGAUUGAUACGCUGGACUAUAUCCGGGGCAUGGGUUUCAAGGGUAUCUACUUUGCUGGAACAGGCUUGAUGAACCUCCCUUGGGCCUACGAUGGCUACUCGCCGGUCGAUACAACCCUGCUGGACAUGCACCAUGGCACACUGCAGGACUGGAGACGGACCAUCACCGAGAUUCACAACCGUGAUAUGUAUGUGAUUAUGGACAAUACGCUGGCAACACUGAGCAACCUGAUCGGUUUCAAAGGCCACCUCAACACCUCAGCCGAUUUCCGACCAGACGAAUAUGAGGUCGAGUGGAUCACGGAUCGUCGGUAUGCCGAUUUUAAGUUCAGCAAUGAGUACAACGAGACUUGCGACUACCCGAAAUUCUGGAAUGAGACUGGCUUGCCGUUGUCAUCCGGCGGGGUUGAGGAAUUGAAGGGUUGCUAUAAUAGUGAUUUUGAUCAGUAUGGAGAACUAGAGGCAUUUGGCAACUUCCCUGACUGGAAGCGCCAGCUCACCAAGUUCGCCUCGGUGCAAGAUCGGCUGCGUGAAUGGCACAAGCCCGUGCGUGAUAUCAUCACCAAGCAUUACUGCAUUCAAAUUGCCAGUUUGGAUAUCGACGGUUUCCGCUAUGAUAAAGCUGUUCAGGCGACCCUGGAGCCCCUGGGUGAGAUAUCGGCGGCAUUCCGCGAGUGUGCAAAGAAAUAUGGCAAGCAUAAUUUCUUCAUACCAGGCGAGAUCACAUCUGGCAAUACCUUCGGCAGUCUCUACCUUGGCCGUGGGCGCCAGCUAGAUCAGCGUCCAGAGUCCGCAGGCGCUGCUGUCAAGCUGAAGAACGAUUCAGACGCUCAAUACUUCCUCAGAGAGGACGGCCACCAGGCGUUGGAUGCAGCCGCGUUCCACUAUACUAUCUACCGUUCGAUGACCCGUUUCCUCGGAAUGGAUGGUAACCUUGUUGCUGGCUUCGACUUGCCUACAGAUUUCAUUGAGGCAUGGAACGGGAUGCUUGUGUCCAACGAUUUCCUAAACCCCAUGACCGGUCAGCUCGACCCCAGGCAUAUGUAUGGUGUGUCGAACCAGGAUAACUUUCGCUGGCCCGCGAUCAAAAACGGUACGGAGAAAUACCUCCUGGGUCUUUUCAUUGUCACGCUGGAGCUCCCUGGCAUUCCCCUCAUCCUGUGGGGUGAGGAGCAGGAUAUGUAUGUUUUCGAUGCCACGGCAACAAACUAUCUCUUUGGUCGGCAGCCGAUGACCUACCAGACCGCAUGGUGGACGCAUGGCUGCUUCAACUUGAAUACAACCAAAUUCUACAACUUCCCAAAUGAAAGGGGUCUGUACGGCUGUCACGACAUCACCGUCACUUACGACCAGCGCAAUCCUGCUCACCCACUCCGCAAUAUCAUGAAGCGCAUGUUCGAAAUCCGGGAGCACUAUCCUGUUGCUAAUGAUGGCUUCUAUCUCCAGACCCUCUCCCAGCUUACCAAGGAUGUCUAUCUUCCUGGUUCAUCGGACACCCCCACAGUGACCGGUCUGUGGUCGGUCUUGCGAAGCUACUUCCCUGAGGUCCAGCCAGAGGCUUCCAAGGGCAACAAUAGUAUUUGGCUUGUGUAUCACAAUGACAACAAGACUGUAACCUACGGUGGUGACUGCAAGAAUCGGAGUACCGCGUUAUUGGCUCCUUACAAGUCGGGAACGAAGCUGAAGAAUGUGUUCGCCCCUUACGACGAGCUCACUUUGGAAGAUGGUCCUGGCGAAAUUGAGGUCCAGGGAAGGAACGAGUCAUACGGUUGCGCUCGCAACAUGACUCUCCUUCCAUGGGAAUACCGAGCUUAUGUGGAGGCCGAUAGAUUUGUUGAGCCUGGUCCCACUGUUACCGAGUUCGUUCCCGGCCACGACGCACGUUUACUGUCCGCGGAGGACACGGGGGAAACCGUCGAUAUUCAGCUUGGAUACUCAAAGGAGAUGGACUGUACCGGCGUGACUCAAGCGAUCUCCCUAAACUCUACCACCGAAAAGGGCAUCACACCGACUCUCGAUACAUCCAGUGUCAACUGCGGCAAGAUCACUCCACGGACAAGCAGUCAUCACUACGUCGGGGAGGUCCCCACUCUCUGGACAUGGUCCGCCAAGCUGAAGAACGUUCACCAUGGCAUCCACGAGCUGACCGUCAAAAACGUUUCAACAACGUCCGGAGUUCGGACCAACGCCGUCGACCGGUUUUUGUUCCGGAUGGGAACUCCAACGAACCCGCUGAUAACCCCUCUCGCCAACUACUCCACAAGCCUUGUGCACAAAUCUGAGGACGGCGACAUUUACAUUCAGCAUGAGGCCGCCGGGGCUGACAUGUUCCGCUACUCGACAACUUUCGGUCGGACAUGGUCAAAUUGGACAACGUAUACCGGUGGGAACACGACGAUUGACGUUGCUCCUUGGACCGGCACGGAUGCUCAGAAAUGGAAGGGAACUCACGUCCGUGUGCAGUAUUUUUCGAGGCUCACCGGUAGUAGUGACUACAUCCAGGAAGGUGACCAUGACUGGCAGGAUGGUGUGCCACGAAGAUUCCCUCAUCUGUGGUGGAACGGACCGUACAAUCAGUUCGGCUACGAUGCUGGACUGGAUAGCAAUAUGAGGUACGACGCCAAGGAGGGUCGCUGGAAGUAUGACUUUGUGUAUGAGUGGCCAUCUACUGGACAGAUCAGUGUUUGGGGAGUGGGACCAGAUGGCCUGCCAGAUCCUACAGAGGUCUAUGGUGACGUGGACAACGCGUCUGUGGUCCAGAAGCUUCCGCCGUCCUAUCUCUCGUCGAACGUGAUCAACAUAACCACGUUGCCUCCAUUUCCGCACCUCGGCUGGACCAUCUCUCUUAAUGAUGCCAACCUUCGAUAUGAGAUGACCCCCGUCGGGUCUGGAUGGGUUCAGCUCGUCCUCUUCAUCCUCCUAUGGGUUGUUCCUAUCCUAAUGGGCCUUGCCGGUGCCUUUAUUUUUAUGAGAACCUUCUACCGCGUCAAACUGAACACGGAUGGCACUGCGGCUAAAGAGGAUAAGCUGCCGCUGCUUUGGCGCAAGGUCAGAGCACAGUUCGCCGGGGAUGAUGACUCGGAAAUGGCGAUAUCCGACAAGGCGGUGCUGCCGGAGAAUGUGGUUGCAGGCGCAGCUGAACAGCGACGUACGGUUUUGAUCGCCACUAUGGAAUACCUCAUCCAGGAUUGGAAGGUCAAGGUCAAGAUCGGUGGUCUGGGAGUCAUGGCACAACUAAUGUCCGAGCACUUGAGGCACCAGAACCUUAUCUGGGUGGUCCCUUGCGUUGGUGACAUUGAGUAUCCCGAAGACACACCAGCGGAGCCAAUGGUGGUCACCAUCCUCGACAAGCCCUAUCUGGUGAAUGUGCAAUACCACGUCGUCGACAAUAUCACCUACGUCCUCCUCGAUGCGCCAGUCUUUCGGCAGCAGACUAAAGCCGAGCCUUACCCCCCACGGAUGGAUGACCUCGACAGCGCAGUCUACUAUUCGGCAUGGAACCAGUGUAUUGCGGAGACGAUCAAGCGGUUCCCUUCUAUCGAUCUCUACCACAUCAACGAUUUCCACGGUUGCUUGGCUCCCCUCUACCUGCUGCCGACACGAACCGUCCCGGUCUGUCUAUCACUGCACAACGCCGAGUUCCAGGGUCUCUGGCCGUUAAGGACCCAACAAGAGAAGAAGGAAGUUUGCUCAGUUUUUAAUCUUCCUAUCGAAACCGCGACCAAAUACUGCCAGUUUGGAAACGUGCUCAAUCUUCUCCAUACAGGCGCAAGCUAUCUUCGAUUCCACCAGCGUGGUUUCGGUGCAGUCGGCGUGUCCAAGAAGUACGGAAAGCGCUCAUGGGCUCGCUACCCAAUCUUCUGGAGUCUUGAUAAAAUUGGCAGUCUCCCGAACCCAGACCCCUCGGAUACUGGUGCCGUCGGCGAUGGAGCUGAGACAAAUGUUUCAAUCCCGUCUCCCGAAGAUCGGAUUAGAGACAAAUUGCAGGCGCAGAAGUGGGCUGGUCUGAAGGAAGAUCCCAAUGCCGAUCUUCUCGUGUUUGUCGGACGGUGGUCGAAGCAGAAGGGUGUUGAUUUGAUCGCUGAUGUUAUGCCAGCGAUACUGUCAGCUAGACCUCACGUCCAGCUGAUCUGCGUUGGGCCCAUCAUUGACCUGUAUGGCAAGCUGGCUGCUAUCAAACUGGAGCGCAUCAUGGCCAUGUUCCCAGGGCGCGUGUUCUCCAAGCCAGAGUUUACCAUUUUGCCUCCGUAUGUGUUUUCCGGCGCCAACUUUGCUCUGAUUCCGUCUCGAGACGAGCCAUUUGGGCUGGUUGCGGUCGAGUUCGGUCGUAAAGGUGCGCUGGGGAUUGGCUCUCGCAUUGGAGGUCUAGGUCAAAUGCCCGGUUGGUGGUACACGGUGGAAUCCGACGCGACCCGCCAUCUGUUGCAUCAGUUGAGGACUGCCAUCAAAUCCGCACUGGACUCGGACCAGGAGACCCGGGAAGAAAUGCGCACGAACUCUGCCAAGCAACGAUUCCCUGUGUUGGAAUGGAUCCAGAAGUUGGAAACCUUGCAACAGACGGCCAUCCAGAUCCAUCAUACAAAGAACAAAAACACUGUCGCUGGUCCCAUGCCGGAGCCGCAGAUCUACUGGGAGAUGCAGAACAUGCGGGACUCCACAACAAGUCUGCCUGGAUUGGCCCAGUCUGUUCCAGACGGUCUGGAGACUCCGCCUUCAAGAGUGAUGCUGAACGCCGAGUCGCGGCUUCAAGAACUGCAGACGGACGACGGAAACAGGAGCAGUCUAGGUCGUAAACUCUCCCUCGGCCGACGAGCUGGACCUGGCCAGGGCAGGAACCGUCUGGUCAAGAAGUCACUUCGCGACAGUCAGGUCGUCGAGAGCCAGCUGGAUGAGGAGGCCACCGAUGCAGAAGUCGAUGAGGAUGACUCCAAUUCGCACCGGGUGGACUACAUCUCCACUGAUGAGGCCAUGAGGGCAGUCAGCCACGCUCUUGGAUUUCAAGACAAUGGCGAGUCGGUAGGAAAUGGAAAUGGAAAUCGGAACAGCGUUACGCCGCCGUACCAUUCCAUGCCAGGCUCACCGUACUUCGUCUCGCGGGCUUCGUCGCCAGCGCCGAGGACGCCUUCUGAUAUGCCUCAAUACCCAUUCCAAUUGGCACUUAAUUCCGGCGAGGGCAUGCCGUUUGCCCACUCCCGCAAUGUCUCCGUUCUGUCUCUGCCUUCAGUGAUGGGCGACCACAAUCAGCAAGUCUUCGAGUUGCAAAAGGUCGACCCGACCUUUACGGACAGCAUGGGCCACUUCACCCGGCGAUUCGAACAGCUGCUCAACAAGUUGGACAAGAAGAACUCAAUGACGGACUGCUGCAUCGAGACCUACUUGAUGAAGAGCGAGCGCAAGUUUUAUAACAUGUACAACGACGCGCAGCUGAAGAAACACCAUGCCAAGGAGUCUAUUUCUUCUUCGGCCAGCCCGGACCAGCUCGACCAUGAGACGCAAUAUAACCGCCUCUCGACCGCCACGGCCGGUUCGGACCCGAGCGACUCCGAUGAAAUCGAUCGCUGGCUUUCCCGGCUAGGAUACAGGCGCCCUAUGGCCAUUCAGCGAUUCAUGCGACGACGGAUCGGAAACUGGCCCGUCUACGCUCUGUUCCUAGGCCUUGGACAGAUCAUCGCGACCAACUCCUCUCAAAUUACCCUGCUGGUCGGCCAGGUAGGCGAGACAGCAACCAAGUUAUAUGUCAUCGCAGCGAUCUACUGCGUCUCGUCGAUCGCAUGGUGGUUCAUGUACGCCCGUCUGCCAGCGGUGAUCGUCCUCAGUCUCCCGUGGUUCAUAUACUGCUUGGCGUUUAUUGUAAUUGGUGUGUCUCCCUUUGGACUGUCGGAGGUCGGGCGAGGAUGGGCCCAAAAUGUCGCUGCAGGCGUCUACGCCGUGGCGUCGUCUAGCGGUUCGUUGUUCUUCGCUCUCAACUUCGGUGACCAGGGCGCCGUCCCCGUCAAGGAUUGGAUGUUCCGCGCCAGUCUCAUCCAGGGAAUUUCGCAGCUGUACACCGUUGCACUGUGGUACUGGAGCUCCAAGGUCACCGCCACGGAAAUUGGAGGCGUGUCCACCCUCGCAUUGAGCACCUGGAGGCUCACGGCCGUGGUGAUGCCGAUUGCCGCGGUAUGCUUCCUCAUCGGCGUGAUCCUCGCCCUGGGCCUGCCCAAAUACUACCGCCAAGCACCCAGUCGGAUCCUCUUCUUCUACACAUCGCUCUUCCGUCGCCGCAUCGUCCUCUGGUUCUUCUUCAUGGUCAUCGUGCAGAACUGGUUCCUCGCCGCCGCAUUCGGCCGCAACUGGUCGUUCCUCUGGUCCUCCAAACACGCCAAGACAUGGGAGGUCGUCAUCCUCGUGGUCGGCUUCUUCAUAAUCCUCUGGGUGCUCAUUCUUUUUGUCUUCCGCGCGCUGUCCAAGGAGCACAGCUGGAUCCUUCCCGUCUUCGGACUCAGUCUGGGCUCCCCGCGCUGGGCACAAACAUGGUGGGGAACGUCCAAUAUCGGGUACUAUCUCCCUUGGGCGGGGAGCCUGACGUCUGGUGCCAUCGUCUCCAGAUGUCUGUGGCUCUGGCUCGGUGUCCUCGAUGAGAUCCAGCAGGUUGGUUUGGGUAUGAUCCUCCUGCAGACUCUGACAAGAGUGCACGUCUGCUUUGUCCUCCUGGCUGCGCAGGCCGUGGGAUCGAUCGCUACCAUCUGCGCGCGCGGAUUCGCACCGAAUAGACUCGGUCCUGACGGCAUCUCGCCAAAUGUCGGCACGUCGGUGGAUAAGAUUGCCAAUGCGUGGUUCUGGAUUGCCCUGUUCUUCCAGCUUUUGGCCAGCUUUGGAUUCCUCCUGUUCUACCGUAAAGAGCAGCUUAAUCGGCCAUAA